ACCUCCACAUAUUCUCCGCAUUUUCAAACAUCAGCUCGCCGGAAAAAACCAAGUUCAUGGACUCCACUCCUCCGCCGCCGGAACCCAGAAACCGAACAAGAUCGUCUUCAAGGCGCUCCAAAAUUCGUCGAAUCAAUGUGGCUGCUGAAAUUUCCCCUUCACUCCCAAACCAAGAACUCUUUCUCAUCUCCCCUUCCCCAAAUCGGAGAACGAAGUCACGUUUACCGGAGAAUCUUGAAACUGUUGACCACGUCGCCGAGCCCGCCGGCGCUCGCCGGAGACGCAGGACCCGAAAUGCCUCUUCAGUUCUUGCUUCCCCUAGGAAUACCAGGAGACAAAGAAAGCGAGUAGAUCAAGAAACGAUGAGAGACUUUAACGAAUCAGAGGUCGGAGAUGGAGAGGAGGGCGUUCGGCGUAGAAAGAAGAGGCAAAUUGUCAUAUUCAUUUCUUUUGUACUUAUUCACAAUUUUUAAACAUGGGAAUAGCUUAAUGCACCCCU
Messenger RNA from Cuscuta campestris, 499 nucleotides. The record is from the annotation of a GenBank genome assembly. Lineage: Eukaryota; Viridiplantae; Streptophyta; Magnoliopsida; Solanales; Convolvulaceae.